Messenger RNA from Oryzias latipes (Japanese medaka), 1758 nucleotides. RefSeq lists its product as uncharacterized. Lineage: Eukaryota; Metazoa; Chordata; Actinopteri; Beloniformes; Adrianichthyidae. The record is from RefSeq and is a predicted model, not a curated record.
AUUUUCGGUAUCGGAAAACGUCAGACGAGGCCCCGCCCACUAGCCUGAGUCCAGCUCCAGCUGUGAUUGGAGGGUCGCAGGAGCAAGAUGGCCGCAGUGCAGCGCGCGGCAGCGGAACCCUGAGAUGACGCAAGCUUCAGUUUACGUUCAGCCCUCUCGGCUCCGAGCUCUCCAGUCUCCACAGUAGAUCCCACCCGCCGCUGGAGCCCGGAAGGCUGGCCGGGUACCCUUCAGUGGACCGAGCGGAACCGGUUCCUCAGAGUGUGAGUGCGAUGAGGAGCGGCUCCAGGGAGUGAGGCCAUGGGCUGCACCUCCGCCAAGCAGGUGUCGGCCGUGCCCAACGAUGAGGAGGGACACGGCAAGGUCUACAGCAACGGAGACGCCUUCUCCGAUGAAUACAAGAUGAAGGGAGUGGAGGAGGUGAAGUACAUGAAAGGAGAGGAGAACCGAGUGAAUGCACGGAACCAGGAGAACCUGGAGAAGAGUAAUGCUCAGCCUAAAGGGAAGCCGCAGAAAGAGGCGGCCGCAUCAAACAUCAAGUCUAACAUUCACACGUCGGAGAGCCAGCAGGAGUUUUUCAGGAUGUUGGACGAGAAGAUUGAGAAGGGCCGGGACUACUGCUCCGAGGAAGAGGAGGAGGAGACAUAGCACAGACGCCCGCAAAAGUCCAAGUGUGAUUGAGUGAUGAGUGAGUGUCAGCAGGAGAGACGCAGGGCUGUAGGGGCGGGGCCAUGUGUGCCGGGCGUCUUCACCUUUUUGUACAUACGGCAAAGAUGGUAUUUUAAGUGUGCAUGAAAGAUUGCUUGUGUGAUAGUGGGAUGAACUUCUUCACAUUCUAAGGGGGGUCCUCUCACUGAGGCCCCCCCAGCCCCCCAAACAGGGGCUGAAAUGAUGGAGAGACAACCAGAAGGAGGAAGAGAUGGAGGAGAGAAUGAUGCGAACUUCUCUGUGGUCCUUCAUCUGUUCCUCUUCAGCGGUGGUCCAUCCUCUGUGGCCUGAGCUUCCUUAAAAAACUCCUGCAGCUGGACUGAUGAACUCACGAAUGUUACCUGAGCGGAGAGAAGAAGACGGAAAGCCAUACCAGAAAGUGAUGCUCAAGGCAGACAAAUCAUGCACUUCUGCGAAGAUCCACACGGACCUUUGUGUCGGCCGCCUGCAGUCAUGCUAACGUUCGCCACGGCGGGCUGAGAGGACGACAUGGACGAGGAAGACGAAUAUCUGGGAUAUUUUAAAGAGAAAGUAGGAAGAGCGUGGAUGAUAUAAAAACUCUAAACUUCUCCUGCCUUUGAAUUUAAGAAAGUUUAUUUUUUAUCUGCACAAAGUCACUCGUUUGUUACGUUUUCUUCUUUUUCUGUUUUUUUUCUGAUGUCGUACAUCAUCAUCGUCGUCGUCUUUAACAGCGAGCUGGAACUUCAUAACUCACCUGUCAGUUUGUGUGUCUGUGCUUCCUCCUACAUUACCUCCACCCCCACACACACAUUCAUGGUCUUUGACCCCCCCCAAUUCCAUCGCUCUCUGCGUGUUGUAGGGGGGACAUGCACACGCGUGUCGCCCGCAGAACGUCUUUGGCUGCACCUGAAGAGCUCCACAGGUUUUUGGGCUUUUGCUCUCAUUGUGAAGGAACUGGGCUGAGCUCAGGGUUUGGGGGGGGAUGCACGGUUGCCGUGGAGACACAGUUGGUCACUUUUUUUUGUCGUCUUUACAUCCUGUUGUAUUAUUUUAAAUCCUUUUUUUCUAUUAAAAAGAAACUACAAGACC